UCAUGACAUCCCUGUUUAAUCGUUUAAUGUUCGGUAAAUAACAAGGAUGAAGUGAUAACUGGACGGGAUAACAUUUCUGAACACGCCAAGUUAAUGAGAGAGGCUCUAAGAAUCGAUCUAAAAAACCAAAAAUCAAAGGUAAAAGAAUCGAUUUUCUAAAAAAAUCAAUCUUGGAUCGAACAUCUCUACUUUAGUUGGUACAUACAUGGUGGAAUCUGGUGGAAUCAUAGAUUCCACACAUCUGACACAUCGUUGACACCACGAGUACAUAUCGUAUGAUACGUAUCUCAUUACCAAUAUUGGUUGACUAGACGGCUAAAGUUUAUUAUAUUAUAUUAUAUUAUAUUGUGCUUGUAUUUUGUUUUAUACAUAACUGCGAUCAUUUGCUCCUGUUUAUGUAUAGAGUGCCAAAGGCUGUUUCAACAUGAUCCACAAAGGAUUACGUCCAUUAGUACUCUGUGGUCCAUCAGGCUCUGGAAAAAGUACUCUGAUAAAGCGAUUGUUUGAUGAAUUUCCUGAUACCUUCAAAUUUUCGGUGUCUCAUACUACUAGAAUGCCACGGUCUGGUGAAGAGGAUGGGAUUCACUAUCAUUUCACAAACAAAGAAAAAAUGCAAGAACAAAUAGAAAAUGGAGAGUUUAUUGAAACUGCUGUAUUUAGCGGGAAUCUAUAUGGAACGAGCAAACAAGCGGUUGAAGAUGUACAAAGUUUAGGAAAGAUAUGCGUGUUAGAUAUUGACAUACAAGGUGUGAAACAAAUAAAACGCAUCGAUCUGAAUCCCUUUUACAUAUUUAUAAAACCACCAUCUGUUAUGGAAUUGGAGCAACGAUUAAAGGCUAGAAACACAGAAACUGAAGAAUCUUUGAAACGUAGAUUAUUGAUUGCCAAAUCUGAAUUAGAAUAUGGUGAAACACCUGGUAACUUUGACGUUGUUAUAGAAAAUGAUAAUUUGGAAGAAGCGUAUCAGAUUUUACGCAAUUUUGUAUUGUCUAAUUAUAAUCCUCAUUGCCAUACAGACAAGACAACAAGCUAAUAGUCGAGAAUUGAAAUCUAAUGGAUCCCUGAAUGUAACUCAUAUCUGGACAUGAAUAACGAAUUGUUUUCCAUGAUGUUUUCGCAAAUUACUAUUUCGGAUGUAUCUGAUAAACAUGUAAUUAAAAGGUACACACACACACACACACACACACAAAUUUUAAAUGUUGAAACUGAAGCUAAUCCAUAUAAUCUACAUCUUU
Molecule: messenger RNA, 1235 nt
Organism: Mycetomoellerius zeteki
Lineage: Eukaryota; Metazoa; Arthropoda; Insecta; Hymenoptera; Formicidae
Product: guanylate kinase
Exons: 5
Coding region: 425-1033 (202 amino acids)
Biological process (GO): purine nucleotide metabolic process
Cellular component (GO): cytosol
Molecular function (GO): GMP kinase activity
Source: RefSeq, a predicted model, not a curated record